Messenger RNA from Harpia harpyja (harpy eagle), 3692 nucleotides. RefSeq names its product fibronectin type III domain containing 7 (gene FNDC7). The record is from RefSeq and is a predicted model, not a curated record. NCBI's taxonomy places the organism in Eukaryota, Metazoa, Chordata, Aves, Accipitriformes, Accipitridae. Bases 752 to 3244 code for a protein of 830 amino acids. Gene Ontology annotation, molecular function: protein binding. The transcript is spliced from 12 exons.
CAGCCGGGGGGGGCGGCCUCUGCGAAACCUGCCGUGGUCCCGGGUCCCCUCGGGGUGUAAAACUCUCCUCGCUACCGUGGCUCCCUCAUAAAAGCUGUCCCCAGGUUCCCUGUUAACGUUCGUGUAAGGCACCGAAGAAAACACGCUUUGUUCAUAGAAAGAUACCGUUUCUUGACGCCUAAAAUGGCCUGUCAGAAGUUACAGUUGGAAAACAUAGAGACACGUUGUCAAAAGGGAACUGGCAGUUGGUACAAAUAUGAAGAAAUUGGAGGAAAAUUUCUCUUUCCACAACGCGAAGCAUGAGGAAGAGUGGUUCCCAGUCAGUAUGGUGGUGUUCCGUUCAAAGGGGACUACAACAAGGGCAUCAUUCCUGAUGGAAAAAAAGGUCCUUGUAAGUGACAAAAAUGCGGAUAGAUAAUAAGCUGAACAGCAAAUUUCAAAUUUACAUUGGGCUUAAUUAUUUUUGAAUCUUGUAUAAGCAAUACAGAAACUGCAUCCUGUAACAGAAGGGGAGAAGAACCACCACCCGCCUGCCUAAAAGUUUGAUGCUAUGUCGGACUCAUUUCACCACGGUUUUGGUAACUGCUGGCAGGCUGUAGUCCAGCAGGGAGGAGGGCCUAACCUAAUGCAACCUCCUCUCGUCCCAGGGAGUAAACCUACAGUGACAGCACUGCUGCAAAAUAUUCCUGAUCACAGCAGGGAUCAGCCUGAGCUCAUCCCCAUGUGAAGGCUGGAACAAAGUUCUGACAAGAUGUGCAGUGCAAAAAGUAAAUCAUUAAUAUUUAUUGGACUGCUUUUCAACUGCCUAGAAAUGAUCUUUUCAGCGAACACAGGUUUCUCUAUGUCUAUAUACAAUGUGACAUCACAAAGCAUUUAUCUCAGAUGGCCCAAGUUUUCAGGAGCCUCUUCUUACAGAGUCACAGCUACAGCUGUGAAUACUGUAGGCCAUUCAUUACUGGCUCAUUUUAGUGAUGUUACGCUUAAAGGAACUCUAACUUCAUUAAUUCCCAAUACUAUUUAUGCUAUACAAGCAGAAGCCAUUGACAAGAAUGGAAUUAUUCUUGCAGAAACACAGAUUAUGCAGUCAACAGCUCCAGACAUACCUGUUAUUGACAAAGCUUAUUCAAAACUUAGCAACAGUAUCACAGUGGAAUGGAGAGCAGUACCUGGGGCUACUAGUUAUCUGCUGACUGCACAAGAUGGAGAUUCCUUCAUUGAAACUGUAGUUACAAAUUCUCCAGGCACAUUGACGGGACUGAAACCUGCCACCUUGUACAGAGUCACUAUCAGAUCCAUAAAUUCAGGAGGAAAAAGCCAGCCUUCGCCUUUCAGAAAAGCAAAAACAGUCCUGGCUGCUCCAAUUCUGUCUGUUAGUUCUCCAAGUUGUGACUCCAUUGCAGUAAGCUGGAAAGCUGUGUAUAUGGCAGCUGGAUUCUCUGUGUCCCUCAUGAGAUCAGAUGGUUUGGGCAGAAUGCUGAAGGAGAACACCACCAAUACGUCCUUGAUAUUUACAAAUCUAGAUCCAGGAACUCUCUAUACUAUCAAGGCAUAUGCCUGGAAUGUCAAUGGGAUACCUGGAGAUGAUUUCACAUACAACCAAAGAACAAGUCCUAAUGCACCAGCGGAUGUUCAAGUAGCUCUUAAUAGUGGUGCCUUAAGAGCUAUUGUUUCUUGGAUGCCAACAGAAGGAGCUCUAACUUACAGUGUGACAGCCUCCAGUGGGCUCUUGGAACUGAAGUGUAACACAUCUUCUGCUUCCUGCAUGGUGUCAUCACUCCAAUGCAGCUCUGAAUAUUAUGUUUCUGUCACAGCAUACAAUGAUGCUGGAUCCAGUAACCCUACUGAUGCAGUAAGCUUAAAAACUAUUCCUUGUGCACCAGUAAAUAUAUCAAUUGAAGAGGAUGAACCUGGCCGCUUGUUGGUAUCAUGGUCUAGCGUCAAUUUUGGUCAUUAUUAUGUGGUUUUUGUGAAGAGUGAUGAUGGCUUGGAAGUGCACUGCAACACGUCACAUACUCAAUGCCAUUUCCAGUCGGACUGUGGCUUCACUUAUUUCAUUAGUGUCUUUGCAUAUAACAAGGCAGGGCAGAGUCCUCUAGGCGAUGUAUUGAAUUACAGUACUGCGCCUUGUUGCCCCAGCGACUUCAGGGCGGUGCUCGUGGCGAGCGACACCGUGGAGGUCACCUGGGCUUCUGUCCGAGGUGCUGAAAUGUACGAAACGCGAGCCCUGGGCGGGAGCGGCGUGGUGCGCUGCAACGACACCGCCACGGCCUGCACCUUGUCGGCUCUGCCGUGCAACACCCGCUAUAAUAUCACGGUUUAUUCUUUCAGCGAGGCCAGGGGCAGCAACACGUCGUGUGCAUCCAAGUACGUGGCAACAGCUCCCUGCAGUCCUGAAAUUAAAAGUAUCUCAAAGGAGGCUUUUUCUGCAAUCAGUGUGCACUGGCAAUCUAACAAUGAAGAAGCUACAUAUAUUGUCACUGCCAGAGGAGAGGCUGGACUUUGGCAUUGCACAAGCUCUGGAAAUUCCUGUACCCUAAUUCAUCUUCCCUGCGGAUCUGCUUUCUCUGUCAGUGCUAUAGCACGAUCACCAGCAGGACAGAGCUUACCAAGCUACAGUGUCCCUUUAGAGACAGCUCCUUGUUGCCCUAACGACCUGAUACUAACUCAAGUGACACAGUCUGUAACAAAUAUCAGCUGGUCUGUUGGGAUGGGUGCACAGACAUACGUAACAACACUGGAGUCCCCGAAAGGACAGGCAAAGUGUCACACUCUUCAAAACUACUGUCUCCUGGGAUGCAUCACAUGUGGCACCAACUAUACAGUAUCUCUGAAAGCAAUCAGUGAAACGGGUUUGACAUCCAGUUGCACAUAUCAAGGAUAUUCUUCCAGUGCUUGCUGCCCUUCUGGGGUGAAGCUAUAUAGACUCGGCAAUAAUGGUAUCAGGGUAUACUGGCGAGCUUCUGAUGAAACGAUAAACUACAAUACUGAUUUACAUGGCUCAAAAGCCAAUUUCACCUGUACCCCUAGCUCAGGUCUAAGUCACUGCGAUAUCACUGAGAUACCUUGUGGGGAUGUCUACACAGUGGUAGUAUCUCCAGUUACUGAUAAGGGGCCGAAUCUUACAUUUUGUCCUAAAAAAAUAUAUUCAGUAACCUGUUCUGGAAGCUCUGUUGGAAUGGGUAAGAGCACACGGUACAUUCAUUCCAAAUCCAUGAUGUUUGUAAAACAUGUUAGCAUCAUGUAACUCCAAAUAAGAUGCAAAUAAUAUAUAUAUUCGAUAGUCAACACUUGUGUUAGUGUUAUGCAGGUUUGUCUCACCCCCAUCUUAUAAUGUAUAAUUUAAAAAAAAAAAAUCUUACCUAUAUUGUGGCCUGUAUACCAUCAUGCAUUCUUCACUGUCAGAAUAUUUACUAUUUAUCUGAUAGCACAUAUUAAAAGGCAGGCUUAUUUUUUAUAGCCUCACUAUAUCCCAUUACAAAUUAAACUAGGUCGCACUUCUGAUUUUUAUUUUAAAAAAAGUAAAAAAAAAGUGUGGCUUACCUCAACCUAUUCUACCUUAUUUCUUCUGAGGUUUCAACAGGAUAGUCGUGUGCUUUAUUUGCUUAUGUAAACUGCUAGAAACAACUUCAAAAGCAGCCACUGAAACAACAUUUCUCAAGACAGUUGCUUUUCCGUAACUGAAAUUGUCUUAA